AUGGCAACCGGUCACUAUGAACAAGACCGUAGUGCACUUAAAAAAAGGGAGUGGGAGCGGAGGAAUCAAGAAGUCCAGCAAGAAGAUGAUCUCUUUUCUUCAGGCUUUGAUCUUUUUGGGGAGCCCUACAAGACAAACAAAGGGGAUGCACUUGCCAACCGAGUCCAGAACACGCUGGGAAACUAUGAUGAAAUGAAGGAUUUGCUAACUAACCAUUCUAAUCAGAAUCAUCUAGUGGGGAUCCCAAAGAAUUCUGUGCCCCAGACUCCCAUCAACAAAAAUGAACCAAGCUUUUUCCCAGAACAAAAGAACCGAAUGCUCCCACCUCACCAGGAUAGCACUCAUCCCUCAGCACCAAUGCCUCCACCUUCCGUCGUGAUACUGAAUUCCACUCUCAUACACAGCAACAGGAAAUCAAAAGCUGACUGGUCACGGGAUAGUCAUAAUGCUAACAUUGUCCCAGCCAACCAGGCCAGUGGUCAGCCAAACAAGCUGCCGCCGUCUACACAGGACCAACCCCCAGCCCGACUGGAAGACUUCUUUGUCUACCCAGCUGAACAGCCCCAGGUUGGAGCCACUGAAGAGUCAAACGUGUCUGCAAAGGAAGACAGUAGUCUCAAGUCCAGUGCAGGGGAUACGUUCAAAGAAAUCUUUCAGUCCAUCUCAUCAGAAGAAUCUGAAUUUACAGUGCAAGCUCCUGGGUCUCCCCUAGUUGCCUCCUCUUUAUUAGCUCCCAGCAGUGGCCUUUCAGUUCAGAACUUUCCACCAGGGCUUUACUGCAAAACAAACAUGGGGCAGCAAAAGCCAACUGCAUAUGUCAGACCCAUGGAUGGCCAGGAUCAGGCACCAGACGUCCCUCCAACACUGAAACCUUCCAUUGAAUUUGAGAACGGCUUUGGGAAUCUGUCAUUUGGAUCACUCUUGGACGGAAAACCCAGUGCAGCCAGUUCAAAGCCUAAACUGCCAAAGUUCACGAUUCUCCAAACAAAUGAACUGUCCAUCCCUGAGGGUGAUGGGCCCAAACCUGCCUUGUUUGUGAAGUGACUGCAGCGGUCCCCUUGUCAUCCAGACCCCACCAAGAAUCUGGGGACAGUGUGGAGGGAUGUGAUCUCUGCCUGCACCAUCCCCUUACUGCCACCCCUCAGAACAGCUGGGGAAAUUUUAAG
Molecule: messenger RNA, 1166 nt
Organism: Lontra canadensis (Northern American river otter)
Lineage: Eukaryota; Metazoa; Chordata; Mammalia; Carnivora; Mustelidae
Product: AF4/FMR2 family member 2-like
Exons: 4
Coding region: 1-1044 (347 amino acids)
Biological process (GO): regulation of RNA splicing
Cellular component (GO): nuclear speck
Molecular function (GO): G-quadruplex RNA binding
Source: RefSeq, a predicted model, not a curated record